UCACCUCCCAUUGUGAUAUAUACUUUAGAAAGAAAGGAGGGGAUUUUAUGAGAGACUCACUGUAGAGAGAGAGAGAGAAGGAACAGUAAUGGGAGAAUGCUGAGCCGGAAACCCAGCAAGAUCGAAGUGAAGGCGGAGGACAGGGAAGAGCUGGAAGAAGCCCGCCGCCAACGCUCCCUUAAACCCCCCCGCGACGGCCAUCCCUCCUCGAACCCUAAUCCCAAUCCCCUCCACAAAUACCUGGACCCCUCCCCUCUCGACCCCGCCGCAAAAGCCCAGCGCAUCGGCCUCCACCAGCCCUGAAACCCUAAUCCAAUGGAGGUCGAGGUCAAGCUCCGCCUACCCGAUGCCGCCGCCCACCAGCGGCUCUCCGACGCCCUCGCCCCCCACCAUCUCCGCACCCACCUCCAGGAGAACCUCUUCUUCGACGGCGCCGCCGGCCAGCUCUCCGCCCGCCUCGCCGUCCUCCGCCUCCGCUUCUACGACGGAGACUCCCGCUGCGUCCUCUCCCUCAAGGCCCGCGCCCGUCUUGCCGGUGGCAUCAGCCGUGUCGAGGAGGACGAGGAGGAGAUCGACCCCUCCCUCGGCCGCUCCUGCGCCGCCGAGCCCUGGCGCCUCGCCGCCAUGGCCAGCUCCUCCCGGAUCAUGGGAAGGAUCAAGGAGGAGUUCGGGUUGGGCGGUGAAGCGGAAGAGGGGGAGGAAAGGAGCUCUUUUGUUUGCUUAGGGGGGUUCCGGAACGUGAGGGCGGUGUAUGGGUGGAAGGAGGGGCUCGAGCUGGAGCUCGACGAGACACGUUACGACUUCGGUACGGGCUUCGAGGUGGAGUGCGAGACCGCCGACCCGGAGAGGGCCAAGGAGUUGCUGGAGGGCUUCUUGAAGGAGAAUGGGGUCCCUUACUCCUACUCCGAGGCAUCCAAGUUCGCAGUUUUCCGGGCAGGGAAGCUUUUACCGUAGGUCUUGUCUUUCCCCCUCUUAAAAAUUUUAGAUAUGUGAGCUGUUUCUUUUGAAUUGAGAGAGAACUCUUCAUGUUGAAUAAAUUUUUGAUUCUGUCGUUGCUGGUUUAAAUGGAUAAUACAUUUUGAUUGUAUCGAGUUCUUGAUAAAAUUUCUUUUUGAGUGGGUUGAUUUGAUGCAUUUCAAUA
Molecule: messenger RNA, 1141 nt
Organism: Phoenix dactylifera (date palm)
Lineage: Eukaryota; Viridiplantae; Streptophyta; Magnoliopsida; Arecales; Arecaceae
Product: triphosphate tunnel metalloenzyme 3-like
Source: RefSeq, a predicted model, not a curated record